AUGGAAACCAACACCACCACCCUUGCGGAUUACCUCUUCACCCGCCUGCGCCAGUUAGGCGUCGAUUCCAUCUUCGGCUUGCCGGGCGAUUACAAUCUCAACCUCCUGGACUAUGUCGAGCCCGCCAAGCUGCACUGGAUCGGAAACUGCAACGAGCUGAACGCCGGAUAUGCUGCCGAUGGAUAUGCCCGGAUAAAAGGACUCGGAGCGCUGGUCACCACCUUCGGUGUGGGAGAACUCUCCGCGAUCAACGCGAUCGCCGGUGCCUACGCCGAACGAGCCCCCGUCGUCCACGUCGUCGGCACCCCCGUCCGCGACUCGCAGGACUCGCGCGCCCUCAUCCACCACACCUUCAACGAUGGCGAGUACCAGCGCUUCGACCGCAUGUACGAGCACGUCACCGUCGCGCAGACCAUGAUCUCGGACCUCCGCUCCGCCCCCGCCGAGAUCGACCGCGUGCUGCUGCAGUGUCUGGUGCACAGUCGGCCCGUGCGCAUCGCCAUCCCCGACGACAUGGUCGCCCUGCGCGUGCCGACGCGAAGCCUCGACACCAAGAUCAGUAUCCCGCUGCCGGCGCGGCAGCCCAAGGUCGAGGAGGAGGCGCUCGCCGUCAUCCUCGACCGCAUCUACAAUGCCAAGCGCCCGAUGAUCCUGGUCGACGGCGAAUCGCGACAGUCGCGGACCCUCGACGAGGUCGAGCACCUGGUCCGGUCGACCGAGUGGCCGACCUUCACGACGGGCUUCGGCAAGAGUCUCAUCGACGAGUCCUUGCCCAACGUCUACGGCGUCUUCACCCCGGCACACAAGCCGUUCGUCGAGUCCUGCGACCUGGUCCUUCACUUCGGCCCGCACCACAGCAACACAAACACCUACAUCUUCCAGACCAUCCCUCCAGCAGCUACAACAGUCGCCUUCACGGCGACGACCGUUCAAAUCGACAAGCAAAUCUUCCGGGACCUCCCCGCGAAGCUCUUCCUCCCCCAACUCAUCGCCCAGCUCGACAGCGCCAAAAUCCCCCCCCACAAGCCCGACCUUCCGCACCCGACAACCACCUUCGCCGCGCCCUCCGGCCUCCCCGCAACCGAAAAAGUAAACAACGCCAGCUUCUGGAAAAAGCUCAACCCCUUCUUCCGCGAAGGCGACAUCAUCCUCGCCGAAACCGGCACCGCCGGCUACGGCGCCAACGAGUUCGUCCUGCCCCCGCGCACCCGCCUCUUCAAACCCGUCACCUGGCUCUCCAUCGGCUACAUGCUGCCCGCCGCGUUGGGCGCGAGCCUCGCCCAACGCGAUCGCGCCUCGCACGGCGCCAAACCGGGACGAACAGUCCUCCUCAUCGGCGACGGCAGCUUCCAACUCACAGCGCAAGAACUCGCAACCAUAAUCCACCACAAGCUCGACGUCGUCGUCUUCCUGAUCAACAACGCGGGCUACACCAUCGAGCGAUGUAUCCACGGCCACGACGCGCGGUACAACGACAUCACCCCCUGGCGGUAUCUCAAGGCGCUGGAGCUAUUCGGGGCUCCGACCGAGGGGGAGUACGCGGCGCACGCGUGGACGGUGCGCACAUGGGCGGACCUUGAGGGGAUGUUGGCUGAUGAGCGGAUGGCGAAGGGGAAGGGCGUGCGGAUGGUGGAGGUUUGCAUGGAGAUGUUGGAUGCGCCGAGGGUGUUGUUGAAUUUGUUGGAGAAGCAGUUUCCGGAGAAGAAUGAGGCGUGA
Molecule: messenger RNA, 1716 nt
Organism: Aspergillus candidus
Lineage: Eukaryota; Fungi; Ascomycota; Eurotiomycetes; Eurotiales; Aspergillaceae
Product: alpha-keto acid decarboxylase family protein
Exons: 2
Coding region: 1-1716 (571 amino acids)
Molecular function (GO): carboxy-lyase activity; thiamine pyrophosphate binding; magnesium ion binding
Source: RefSeq, a predicted model, not a curated record